UAGAUUCAAACAUUCUACACAAAUCAAUUUCAUAAUCCAAAAGGAAGUGAGAAAAGUGAGUUUAUUUAUUUAUUAUUUUACAGAAAAAGAAAGAGAGAAAAAUGAAUUAAUUAUAUGGAAAGUCCUUUAGAUUUUGGUUUCAAAAUUCUCACAAUUCCUUUGCCUUUUGAAUUUCAAUCGUAUGGGGAAUUGGAGAAGACGAUACGGCUCUGAAAUUCCUCAUCAUCAGCUACUCAAAUCCCCCAGAAACCCCUCUCCAGAUAAUUGGCACGCUGGUGUGCCGUCGUGGGAAAAGAAGUUUUGUUCAUCUGUUGGGUUGAUUUCAUGGAAGAAGUUGUUGGAUACUAAGAAGUGUAUGUACCUUUAUGACAAUGUGGUUAAAUGGAAUGACUCGGCUGGUGAAGAAGCGUUUCAUAAUGCAAAGAGUAGGUUUUGGGCGGAAAUUAAUGGAUUGCCUUGCGAUAUAUCGUUGCCUGAUCCUGACAUUUAUAUCGAUGAGAUCGAUUGGAAUUGUAAUGUUGACCCUGAUCUAAUGUUAGAUUUGGAGAGAGAACAGAUUGCUCCUGUUAGGGAGGGAGAUGUAGUGAUUGCGAGUUUGUAUGAGGCUCUUGGCUUGUAUCAGUCAUAUACAUGCGUCGGAUGGGGCGAAGCUAAAGAAGAUCUUCAGAAACCGAAAGCAGAGCCGGGUAAUUGUGAUCAGAAGGUGGAUGAUGGACAAAACUCUUGGGAGAUGAGUUCUGCUACCAAGAAUAAUGUGGGUUUGAGAGAUGAGUAUUUGAAUAAUUCAGUUGGUUGGAAUGAUUGGGGGAAUAAUCACACUCACAACCCCAGUUACAAUCAAAAUCACAAUCACAAAGAAUCAGACAAUAGGUUUACGAAUCGGAUUUGGAGAACAUGUGAUGUGAACUGCAAAAACUCGGGUGGGAAUUGGUACCAUUCAUCGACAUUCAAGGGAUCGAGAUUUCAUUACGAUGGCUAUCAAAAGGAAAAUGGUUGGAGAAACAGCAGGAGAGGAGGAAGGAAGAGAGUAAAUUUUGCUCAUGAACCUAAUAAUUCUCCUGAAUGUUGGAAGAAUUCGAAUCCUAAUAGACCAGUAAACCAACAAUGGUCUAGCAAUGGGAUAAAUGGAGUCAGGAGAAACCAGUUUUGUGAAUAUUGAGUCUAUAUAUUAUCAUUCCUUAUAUUCUUUGUUACCUUUCAGGUAGAAAUCAUAUAAUAUACAAAAACAGGCAAACUACGUGUCGUUUGCUUUUCUUUGCGCACGGCUUGAGUUUCGGUGAGUAUAGAAAUAUAUAUAUAUGUUCAUUCCCCCCGAUUCCUUUGUACAGUACAGUCUAAAUGAGCAAUAUUGUGGCAUAUUUUUUAUGUUGUUAGAAAAAGCUUUCCCUGUAAAUUUUUACUUGCCAUGUUGGUUUCUUUUUUAGAAGUUUCAUGGCUUGUUCAGCUGGAAGUUUAGUAACUGAAAAUGGAUUCAUGUGUCACGUUAUUGUUCAAAUUUGGUCCAUUGUUGGGUUCUGAUGGUGACUGUCUGUUUUUGGAUUCUUUAGAAAAUAAUAAAUAAAUAAGUGUUUGAUGGGUUUUGAAGCCAA
This is a messenger RNA of Cucumis sativus (cucumber), 1589 nucleotides long. RefSeq names its product probable serine/threonine-protein kinase fhkB. Lineage: Eukaryota; Viridiplantae; Streptophyta; Magnoliopsida; Cucurbitales; Cucurbitaceae. The transcript has 3 exons. The record is from RefSeq and is a predicted model, not a curated record. The coding region runs from base 182 to 1159 and encodes 325 amino acids.